UGAAGGUAAGGAACUAAAGAAAUUGAUACUCAGUGACCUCUAUUAUCAUUUGCAAGGAGAGCUAGAAGGGAGAAAAAUUGGUAUUGGACCAUUCAAAGAAUUAUCUCAGUAUCUUGUGGAAUCAAAUUUUUUGGGAACCUAUCAACACCAGUUCAAUGAAGAUGCUUUUACAAAGAAUAUGUUUACGAAGAAUGUAUACUUGUUUGACCUUGCUCACUUGCGAGAAGAUUUGAGAUUAGAUGUGUGGGAUUGUAACAAUUGGAGAAUAUCCAAGGAGGUUGCAGAAGUCAUGUUGCGUUUCCUGCAGGAUGCAAACUCAGUCAUGUUGCUUUCAAGUUCAAAGCUUUCUGCAUUAAAAGGACUGAUAGCUGUUUUGGCUGUCAACCAUGAUCCCAACUAUUCUGCUAUUGAUUCCUUAUGGUUGAGUUUGAGCCCUGCAGUUGGCAUUUUCCUUUUGCAGCCUUCUUUCAUUGUUGCUAUCUUUGCUCCAGAGGAGAACACGAAAGACCACUUGAGCAUUGGUGAUGCAAAGCUGCAAAAGGAGGAAACCUCUCCUAUACAUGCAGUUUUUAGAAAACCAAGUCUUAUUGAUGCACUUGUGCACUAUAUUGAAAGGGCGGAUGAUCUGAUCAAGAGCAAUCCCCGCAUACUGCUUUGUGUACUUAACUUCAUGAUUGCCUUAUGGCAAGGGGCUCCCCAGUAUGCCAAUCUCUUGGAGUCCUUAAGAAGGCAUGGAAAGUUCUGGGAACACUUAGCUAAUGCAAUCUCAAAUAUUGCUAGCAGUGAAAUUUCCUUGCCCACAAGCCUGAAAGAAAAAGAUGCUUUCAAUCUGGCAUACACUUUCCAUUGCCAGUCUUCGAUACUAGGAAUCAUGGCAUAUGAACUAUUCUUGCAGAGAAAGUUGUUUCAUGCAGAGUCAACUGUGAAGGAUGCAGCAGAAUCUAAGGAGAAGGAGCAAAAUGUCACAAGAACUGAGAAAUCUAAAGCGACGAAUCUUCAUGAUCUUAAGGGAAUCUGGUCUUCAUUGUUCAAUGAUUCCAUUUUAGAGAAACUAAUAAAGUCAUACACUUCUUAUGGAAAUAAUAGUGAUAUAUAUAAUGGUGCAAAGGUGGCCACCAGUUUAUUCUCUGUUCAUGUGAUGAUGAAAUUAGCAGUUUGCGACUCUGGAAGUUUAUCUGUGUUAUUGCUUCAGAAGAUUCAUGAAAUUCUGGCUAAGUUGAGCAUUCAUCCUGCUUUUUCUGAAUUGCUGUCUCAGUAUUCACAACGUGGUUACAGUGAAGGUAAGGAACUAAAGAAAUUGAUACUCAGUGACCUCUAUUAUCAUUUGCAAGGAGAGCUUGAAGGGAGAAAAAUUGGUAUUGGACCAUUCAAAGAAUUAUCUCAGUAUCUUGUGGAAUCAAAUUUUUUGGGAACCUAUCAACACCAGUUCAAUGAAGAUGCUUUUACAAAGAAUAUGUUUACGAAGAAUGUAUACUUGUUUGACCUUGCUCACUUGCGAGAAGAUUUGAGAUUAGAUGUGUGGGAUUGUAACAAUUGGAGAAUAUCCAAGGAGGUUGCAGAAGUCAUGUUGCGUUUCCUGCAGGAUGCAAACUCAGUCAUGUUGCUUUCAAGUUCAAAGCUUUCUGCAUUAAAAGGACUGAUAGCUGUUUUGGCUGUCAACCAUGAUUCACAAGGGAGGGCUACAGCUGGAGGGAGGAUCUCAGAUGAACUCAUAUUUACUUUCAUGGAUAAUAUAUGCCAAUCUUUCCUUUCUAACGUGGAGAUAUUAUCAUCUGUUCUAGAUGCCUCUGAGGAUAUUCUCAAUUUUCUUGCAUGUGAAGUAGAACUAAUCUUCCAGUUGACAAGAACUGUCAGGCAAAGCCUCUCGCUAGAUGUAUCCCUACUUGUUUUGAAAUGUGCUAGUUCGGGUCUUAGACUAUUGGGUUCACUUAAGCCGGCACCUUCUGAGGCUAAUGUGAUCAUGAAACUUUUACUCACAUUGCUGCUUUCAGUAUUACAGUCCAACUCCCUUAAUGCACAUUCAGGUGUGGUAACCAAGGACAAUUCUGGUGAGGUCUUAUCAAAGGUUUCAAAUGCAACCCUGGGUCUACUACCCAUUCUUUGCAACUGUGUUGCGACUUCUGAUCAUUGCAUGCUAUCCCUGUCAGUCAUGGAUUUAAUACUGAGAAGCUUCUUGACACCCAGGACUUGGUUACCUGUCCUGCAGAAUCAUCUCCAAUUGCCAGUAGUUAUGCUUAAACUCCACGAUAGAAGUUCAACUUCUAUUCCAGUAAUAAUGAAGUUCUUUUUGACCCUUGCACGAGUUAGAGGAGGUGCUGAUAUGCUUUAUUGUUCCGGCUUUUUGUCAUCUGUGAGAGUGUUAUUUGCUGAAUCUGGUGAGGAUUUAUCGACCACUAGUGAGAAUCUUGGGGGCUCGUGCGAGAAGUUUGUAAUACCCCAGGAUAUUUGGGGGCUUGGAUUAGCUGUGGUUACAGCUAUGGUUAAAUCCUUGGGAGACCAUUCUUCUGGAACUGCUAUUGUGGAUAGCAUGAUACCUUACUUUUUUUCAGAGAAAGCUCAUUUUAUCAUUUAUUCUCUAAAUGCCCCAGACUUUCCUUCUGAUGAUCGUGACAAGAAAAGACCUCGAGCACAGAGGGCAUUUAUAUCUUUAGCUACUCUUAAAGAAACAGAACAUACUUUAAUGCUCAUGUGUGAGCUAGCAAAACAUUGGCAUUCGUGGAUUAAGGCAAUACGAAAUGUGGAUAGACAGCUUAGAGAGAAGUGUAUCCAUCUUUUAGCCUUCAUUAGCAGGGGAUCUCAACGCCUUGGUGAAUUGUCAAGCAGGAACGCCCCACUUUUAUGUCCACCUACCCUGAAAGAGGAUUUUGAAAUUUCCUCAAAACCUUCCUUUGUCAAUAGCAAAAAUGGAUGGUUUGCUCUUUCCCCACUUGGAUGUGUGCCAAAACCAAAGUUCUCUUCUUUCUCAACCACUUCUACCCAUGGCCAAGCAACUGAGAGUACUGAUCUUAUUCCGAAAACAUGCUUUUCUGAUACUGUAGCCCUGCAGGUAUAUAGAAUAGCAUUUCUUCUUUUAAAGUUUCUCUGUUUACAAACUGAGGGUGCUGCUAAAAGGGCUGAGGAGGUUGGGUUUGUUGAUCUUGCUCAUUUUCCUGAGCUGCCAAUGCCAGAAAUCUUGCAUGGAUUACAGGAUCAAGCUAUUGCCAUUACUACGGAACUCUGUCAAGCCAACAAACAAAGGGUCUCUCCAGAAAUACAGGAUGUUUGCAACUUACUGAUGCAAAUACUUGAAAUGGCCUUGCACUUGGAACUUUGUGUUCUACAAAUUUGUCGCAUAAGACCUGUAUCGGGGCGUGUGGAGGAUUUCUCAAAGGAAGCAAAAUCUCUGUUUAGUGCACUGGAGGGUCAUGCUUUUCUAAAAGCAUCUCGCAACUCUCUGAAACAGAUGAUAUCGUGUGUCUAUCCUGGAUUGUUGCAAGCAGAGAAUUUCAUAUAAGAUUUGAUGUAGACAAAAGAUCACAUUAUUAAUUGUACAGAAUUUCAUAGUGUUAGUCAGUCUUCUUACUUUGUAGCUAGGUAUUCCUUGUGUUUUUGAUUUAUAAUUGAUUUUUUUUUUCUGACC
This is a messenger RNA of Vigna umbellata (rice bean), 3619 nucleotides long. NCBI's taxonomy places the organism in Eukaryota, Viridiplantae, Streptophyta, Magnoliopsida, Fabales, Fabaceae. The record is from RefSeq and is a predicted model, not a curated record.